UCAAUUGUUUAAUACUGCUUUUUUUCCUUUCAAAUUUGCUACAUUCUGGCUACCUUUGCUACCUUUGUACUCUUCAGACAUUAUUUUUUUAUUGCUAAAUCUUUUAAUGGCAUUGAGCAUUCUUUUUGUUGAAUAAAAAACUUCAUAAUUUGCUUCACAAAGACCUAGGGCGUAUGUAUAUCCUAAUCGAAUUAUUUCAGUUUAAUGCAGUUUAUCAAAACUUUUGUUUCAUUUUUUCGCAAACAGAUUUUUUGGAAGUUUACUUCUUUAUUUAUUUUUAUUUAGCUAUCAGAUUCUUAAAAAUUUUUUUUUUUGAAAAAUUAAUAAAAAGAAUUCACGAUCGCCUCUAGUAGAUUAUAAUUCUUUUUGUGUGUGUUUUCGACUAACCAUUUUAUAGUUCAACACUAUUUAAAACAAAGUACUUACAAAAGGUUGUAGAGUUGCUUCUUGAUAACUAUACUUAAUGAAAACUCAAUGGCUUUCCGUUCUCAAAUAGAAAAAAGCAGAUCCAGACUCCCAAUUAUAAGCUGUUGAACUUUGAUGUAUCCUUUUUAAAUACAAUUAGUCCGAUAUAAUCCAUUUGUAUUGCAGUUUGUUGUUACGGUAUAUCUUGUAGUUUCGACUUAUUUGUUAAUUGUUGCAAUCUGUUCAAUACUAAUUGUUAUUUGAAAUGAUUUUUUUAAAUAAAAAUAAAAUAGAAAAUGCUUCAACUCCAAAGACUUUUUUUGUGAACAGUAGUUUGGUUUUUAAUUUGACAAAAGCUCAUUUAGGGUCAAACGCAGAUUUGUCAAAAUGGUUUACAACAUUAAUUUACUUUGCAUACGUGAUAACGUUUCUAAUUGGUUUUUUCGGAAAUCUUUUAGUAUGUUUGGUCAUUCAUCGAAAGAAAAACAAGAAAAUAAUUCACAUUCUUACGUUAAACUUAGCUGUAUCCGAUUUAAUUGUUUUACUGGUAUACUUACCUAUGGAAGCUUAUCAAAUUCAUACUCAAUGGGUUUGGGGUCUUGGAACUGUUUUAUGUCAAAUAUUAUACCCUGUAAACUCAUGCACCGUAAACGCCUCAAUAUAUACACUUGUUGUUAUUACUAGAGACAGGUAUAUUGCGAUUAAGCAACCGAUUACUGCAAUCAAAAGAAAAGCAUCUUCUGUUGUUCGAUGGAUAAUCGGUAUAUGGAUAUUCGCUUUCUUAUUAAGCAUGCCAUUAAUGUUUGUUGUAAAUGCAUCAACUAUGUAUUGUAAUGAGCACUGGCCUAAUAUUCACUUAUCUCGUGUUUACUGGUUCACCAUAUUUGCCAUUCAAUUUGUUAUUCCACUUAUAUUUAUUGUGUUAACCUACAUUCUUAUCAUUUACCAUAUACAAUUUCAAAACUUGUCCUUUAGCAGCGCAAACAGCACGGUUCACACAAAAGUUGCUGGUAAUAAAAAACUUCAAGCUCGUCUUUUAAGCGAUAUUAUAGCGGUCUAUACUAACACAGAAUUGAAAGUACUCAAAAGAGAACGAAAAAAGAGAGCUAACUGCAGGGACAUUAUUCGACGCAAAAAGCAGUUAAAUAAAAUUCUCAAAAUGAUUGUAGUAUUGGUUAUCGUUUACUUUAUAUGCGUUUUACCACAACAUACAGUAUUUGUAGUUUCAACAAUUUCUCCAAAUGUAACUAAAAAAGAGUUUAUAAACUACAUAUUUGUAACAGCAAACUUUUUUAUGAUUGCCAACAGCUCUAUUAAUCCAGUUAUAUAUGGCACAUUAAAUGAUGAAAUUAAAAAAGGCGUCAAAAAAUUACUUUUUUCAAAGAACAAUAAAAAAAAUAACCGAAAAACAAGUAAUAAUAAAGAGUUUGCAAAACAUGAUAUCAUAAUGUAAAAAAAAAAAAAAAAAAAA
Hydra vulgaris (swiftwater hydra) is the source of this 1876-nucleotide messenger RNA. RefSeq names its product somatostatin receptor type 5. Lineage: Eukaryota; Metazoa; Cnidaria; Hydrozoa; Anthoathecata; Hydridae. Gene Ontology annotation, cellular component: plasma membrane. Gene Ontology annotation, molecular function: G protein-coupled receptor activity; peptide binding. Gene Ontology annotation, biological process: cellular response to hormone stimulus; G protein-coupled receptor signaling pathway. The record is from RefSeq and is a predicted model, not a curated record.